Protopterus annectens (West African lungfish) is the source of this 1777-nucleotide messenger RNA. It is a transcript of the gene GPR171, whose product is annotated as G protein-coupled receptor 171. The coding region runs from base 188 to 1144 and encodes 318 amino acids. Gene Ontology annotation, cellular component: membrane. Gene Ontology annotation, biological process: G protein-coupled receptor signaling pathway. The record is from RefSeq and is a predicted model, not a curated record. The transcript is spliced from 2 exons. Lineage: Eukaryota; Metazoa; Chordata; Ceratodontiformes; Protopteridae. Gene Ontology annotation, molecular function: G protein-coupled purinergic nucleotide receptor activity.
AAGCAGCAGCUACAAGAAAAGGAAAACAUGUGCAGUUUUGUCAGACACACGCCUUAUCUUGAGCUGCUUUAACAUACUCGAUGACAGCCAACUGAGGUAGUAUCACAAUAACCAGUAAGGACUGGGAUUACACAAUCCAGGACUUGGAUUAUAAACACUAAUCAAGAAAAAGCAAUUUUCACCGAAGAUGGAAAAUGCAAAUCACUCUGACUGUACUAUUAAUAAGCAGAUGGAGCCAUUUACAUAUUUCUAUUACCUGAUUUUCCUAAUUGGAUUUAUUGGAAGCUGCAUAGCUCUAUGGGCAUUCAUUCACAAAGACAAAAAUCGAAUGUGUAUGAACAUCUACCUCAUAAACCUAUUAACAGCUGACUUCUUGCUAACUUUAGCUCUACCAUUUAAAAUUGCUGUUGAUCUUGGCAUUGCACCGUGGACAUUAAAAAUUUUCCACUGUCAAGUUACAGCUUGCCUUAUUUACAUUAACAUGUAUGCUUCAAUAAUAUUUUUGGGAUUUGUAAGCAUGGAUAGAUAUCUUCAAAUAAGUACAAGCUCAAAAUUUUUUCGCAUACAAGAACUUGGAUUUGCCAAAAUGUUAUCAGUUGUUGUUUGGGGAUUAGUUCUCUUAAUAAUGGUUCCAAACAUGCUAAUUCCAAUUAAAAGUAUUAAUGAAAAGCCCAUGGUUUCCUGCAUGGAAUUUAAGACUAAGAUUGGAAUGCACUGGCAUGUGCUGACAAACUUCAUUUGUGUGACAAUUUUCAUAAACUUUUCCACAAUUAUUCUGAUUUCAAAUUGCCUUGUUUUCAGGAAACUCUACAAGAGAAAUGAUCAAAACUACAUAAAUGUAAAGCGAGCUAUGUUAAAUAUUCUCAUUUUGACUGCUGUAUAUGUAGUUUGCUUUGUUCCUUAUCACAUUGUUCGAAUCCCAUAUACUCUAAGCCAGAGUGAUGUCAUUACUGACUGUUCCCAGAAGCAGUCUUUGUUUUGGGCAAAGGAAUCAACUUUACUUCUGGCAGUUCUGAGUUUGUGUUUUGAUCCUCUACUUUACUUUCACAUGUCCAAUACAUUUCGGGUGAAAAUUAAGGAGACAUUUUUGGCUCCUGGAGACAAUUCAAACAGGAAAUCCUCAACAGACAGAACCAAAUUAUAAGAAAAGAAAAGAGAUAAUCCAGAUGCAUUUGCUUUUCCAUUGUUGUGCUAUGAAGGAAUUGAUGUAGGUGGCAUUUCUGAAGCUCAUAUUAUGCAACUUGAAAGAAGUGUUGCUUUCUUUUUUUCAAAAAUGAUAGGCAUACGUUGUCUAAAACUCAGAUCAGAAAUACUAUCACAAUUCAGGCAAAUAACUGACAAAAACAUAAAAAAGAUAAGUAAAGACAGCCAUCACCAUGAGCAAGGAAGCACUUUGUGAAUGUUUUCCAUUCAUUUGCAUUCUCAUCCGCAUCUCUGUUAUUAAACAAAAGUUAAUUCUGUGUUGAGUUCUUCUGGUUCAGCUAUAUAUGUCAAGUGUUUUAUGUACUUUGAAUUAGGAAAGUAGAAAGCCCUUCCCAUAUGUAAGCUGAAAACCGUCAUCCUGAAGUAACUCAACCCCAUGUGUAUAAGGUGAAUCUUUUCUAAAGUCUGCAAUUAAAUCAUAACACAUAAUUUCUGGAUGCAGCACUCAUCUACUGAUGCUGACACAAAAAUACUGCAGGUGAAUAUUAUUCUACAGCAGCAAAACAUUUUAUUCAUUCUGCAUUACUGUUUAAUGUAACUGUGUGUAUUUAUUAAACUAUUUCAUUUUGAAUCA